Melopsittacus undulatus (budgerigar) is the source of this 975-nucleotide messenger RNA. RefSeq names its product tRNA (cytosine(34)-C(5))-methyltransferase, mitochondrial-like. Lineage: Eukaryota; Metazoa; Chordata; Aves; Psittaciformes; Psittaculidae. Gene Ontology annotation, biological process: rRNA methylation. Gene Ontology annotation, molecular function: RNA methyltransferase activity. Gene Ontology annotation, cellular component: mitochondrial large ribosomal subunit. The transcript has 4 exons. The record is from RefSeq and is a predicted model, not a curated record.
AUGUACCUUACUCUGUGUGGCAGACGUGGUGGGGGACAAUGUCAGUUUCACUGUAAUGAAUAUGAUGAUGUGAGGUCAAGAUGGUUGAAACAGACAAUAGAAUCCUUCAUCCCAGAACCUUUGGUUAACUUGAUAAUGGUCUCUAAACUGGACGGUAGACAGAUUGGAGAUCUGAAGCCUGAAUUAUAUGAUAAGGUACUAGUUGAUGCUCCUUGUUCAAAUGACAGAAGUUGGCUAUUCUCUUCUGAUAUUCAGCAAGUGACACUUAGGCUAAUACAGAGGAAAUAGUUAUCAUCUCUGCAAUUCCAGCUGAUAAGGUCUGCUAUUAAAGCCUUGCGUCCUGGUGGAUUGUUGGUCUAUUCUACAUGCACGCUCUCAAAGGCAGAAAACAGUGAUGUAAUAAACCUCAUUCUGAACUCCUGCAGUAAUGUUAUGCCUAUAGAUAUAAGUCAAAUGGCCAAAGCUGUUUCUCAUGAAUUCAGUUUUCUCAGUGGUAUGCAACAGCAUGAAGUUCUGGUUCUCCCAGAGAAAGGGAGAGCAUGGGGUCCAAUGUACGUAGCUAAAUUAAGGAAAAUGUAGUCCAUCUGAUGCCUGUUAGUUUUUUAUAAGGGAUAUGUGAUAAAUGAACAUUGAUUUCUAAUGUAAUUUGUCUAUAUGAACAUGUCCAAGGCCACUGAAUUCAGAGCAUUGUUGUUUUGUACCAACUCAUGACUAAUAAAAGGAUAGCCAGACAGUUUAGCUAGAAAUGCUGAAUGUGUCUUCCAGUGUGGACCUGUGGGCCUUUGUGAAGUCCUUAUGAAGUCAACAGAGCUUUGUAUUAGUUUCAAGGUGCUGCUUUUAAAUGGAUUUGUGUUCAAGAACAGGAGCCUGAUGCGGUGGGGUUUUGCCCUGGGCUUUGUGUUUUGCAUUUGUGGUUUUUUAAUUACUUGAUUUUAAUACAUCAUGUUUUAAAAUAAAUGGUUUCAAUGGUCUGAA